AUGCUCUCAGGCGCGCCAAUUCGAACAGGAGGAGCCGGCCUCCUAUCAAAACGCGCACCGACAAUAAUAACACCAUGCUCGCCGCUCCGCCCAGCAAACCCUCGAAUCUUCAAACGCCACCUCGGAAUCCCACCCCAGUACCUCCUCGACGACUACACCCCGCGCUACCAGCUCCUCACCUCCGUCCAACUCUCCCAAAAACGGUCGACGGCGUACCGGCACCUGCGGCAAUGUAACCUGUGCCCUCGCCUCUGCAACGUCAACCGCUACGAUAGUACCGGAGUAUGCCUUAUCGGCGCCUCAACCGUAAAAGUAAACACAAUCGCUCCGCACCGCGGCGAAGAGCCUUGUAUCCAGGGCUACAACGGUUCCGGCGCCGUAUUCUUCUCCGGCUGUAAUCUGCGCUGCGUGUUUUGUCAAAACCACGACAUCGCGCAUCAGCGGAAUGGAUUCGAUCUCUCGCCCGAGGAGUUGGCGGAGUGGAUGGUCAAACUCCAGGAUGUCGGCGGGGUACAUAAUAUUAAUUUUGUGACGCCGGAACAUGUUGUGCCGCAGGUUGCAUUGGCUAUCUUAAGCGCGCGGGAGAUGGGGUUGAAAGUGCCGAUCAUAUAUAAUACGUCGUCGUUUGAUUCGUUGGAAUCCCUGGAGCUGAUGGAUGGGCUGGUGGAUAUUUACCUACCGGACUUUAAAGUGUGGGAUUCAUCUACUUCCAAACGGCUGCUGAAAGCCGACAACUACGCCGAAGUCGCCCGCGAGUCAAUCAAGGAGAUGUAUAGACAAGUCGGCGAUUUGAGCUUUACGUCCGAUGGGGUUGCGCAGCGCGGAGUGCUGCUUAGACAUCUCGUUAUGCCGGGAAAGGAAGAUGAAGGGAAGCAAAUAAUGGAGUGGUUGGCAGAGAACGUCUCGAGGGAUUUGUAUGUGCAUGUCAUGGAGCAGUAUCAUCCUGAUGCUCAUGUGGGGAAGAAGAAGAGGAGAAGAGCCAAGAGGCAGGAUGUUGAGUCGGGAGGUGAAGAAGAAGAAGAAGAAGAAGAACAAGAGGUUAGAUAUGCGGAGAUUAAUAGGGCGGUCACGGAUGAGGAGUUGGGGACUGUUAGGAAGGCGGCGGAGGACGCUGGACUCUGGAGGUUUUGUGAUGUUUCCGAGCAGGCUGGGUUUCAUUUAUAG
Molecule: messenger RNA, 1164 nt
Organism: Talaromyces marneffei
Lineage: Eukaryota; Fungi; Ascomycota; Eurotiomycetes; Eurotiales; Trichocomaceae
Exons: 1
Coding region: 1-1164 (387 amino acids)
Molecular function (GO): catalytic activity; iron-sulfur cluster binding
Source: RefSeq, a predicted model, not a curated record